AUGUCUGCGCUCGACACGUUGCCACUUGAGAUCCUGUUUCGAGUCUUCGAUUUCAUUGCAAGUCCACAUGGUUCAAUUUCGUCUAAAUUUCAUCCGCUUAACAGUCUUGCUGCGGCAAGCAAACAUUUCGACUCUGCUGGGGAAGAGUACACACGUGCCCUUCUCAAACGACAUGCCAAUUUUGAGCCUCGAAAGAGAUCCAAAAAAUACACAAGUCGGAAGAAAUGGUUGGCUGAGACAUGUCAACUCUGUUAUAAGAAGAGCAAACGACGCUCCACGCUUUGGGGUUACCUGACAUGUUGCUUAGCAUGCGAUAAGAAGCACUUCCCAAAAGUAACCAUGACGAAUGCCAUCAAUCAAUACAGUCUUUCAAAACUUGACAUUUUCACACCAAACGACCUGCACCCCGCACUUCCAUCUCUGGCACAUGGAGAGUACCCAGUCAUGGGCGCUGUCGCUAUAAUGAUCUAUGAGCCGGAUCUUGCUUCGCGACGAGACGAUAUUCACAGCCAGCUCCGCUCUGUCGAUAUGACUGAGGAGCAACUGCGCAAACGUGUUCGACGUCACAACAAGCUGAUCGCACAUAUGGAGGUUACGUAUGACCCUGUUUCUAAGUUCUGGUACCGAGCUAGCAAGUCGCAAAAGAAUGGACAGAAGCCAGCGAAAGGCAGCAUGCAGACAGCAGAGAGUCGCGAUAAAUUUGUGCGAAUAGGACUUGCGGAUGAGCGUGCUGCAAUGCACACACAAGGUGCUUCGGAAGAGACUCCGAUUGAGCUCAAUUGA
Boeremia exigua is the source of this 783-nucleotide messenger RNA. RefSeq lists its product as uncharacterized. The coding region runs from base 1 to 783 and encodes 260 amino acids. The record is from RefSeq and is a predicted model, not a curated record. Lineage: Eukaryota; Fungi; Ascomycota; Dothideomycetes; Pleosporales; Didymellaceae. The transcript has 3 exons.